UACCUUGCGGGACACACCCGCCAACCAAACGCGACGACAUGAAGACUUUUAUAUGUAUACUAGCUCUGGCAGUUGCCACGAGCAAGGCCGGCUACUCCAGCAGCUAUGACGCUGGCCACGGCGGUCAAGAAGCAUCCUCUGGAUACGACUACACACCACCAGCACAAGGCCACGACUUAACGCAAGGGCACCAGACGUAUACUUCUGCCAUAACAGGACAAGGAAACACACACGAUUUCGGCCAUGGAUUCUCCGGAUCUGCUGGAAAUUUACAAGCUUUUGACCAUGGUGAGCAGCAAGGCCAUGGCGUCCAGGCUUUUGAUCUUUCCGGUCAUGGUGGUCUAAGCCAUGGAAGUCAAGGUUAUGACCUAUCUGGGCAUGGAGGUAGCCAAGGACAUGAAGCGCAAUCUUUCAGCGGACACAGCUUGGGUCAUGGUGGACAGGCGUUUGACCUUUCUGGACACGGAGGCUCGAGCCACGGUCAAGGUUUUGACUUGUCUGGUCACGGUGGAUCCAGCCAUGGAGUUCAAUCGUUCGAUCUGUCUGGCCACGGCGCUUCUCAAGGUCAGAGUGGCGGUCACGGACUUGACCUGUCAAACCACGGCGGUCAAGGACAUGGAGGACAAAGCUUUGUCUUACAAAGCCACGGUGGAGAGGCAGGACAGGCGAGAGGAUACGACUUAAGCGGACAUGAUGACGCAACAGCCUUCGGAGGUGACAUUGGCAGUGACUCUUAUCUGCAAGCUGCUCAUGAUUUUGGACACAGUGGCGGCAGCAAUGAUGGUCAGGGACAUCAAUCUUUCCCACUACAAGAUGGCGGCCAUGAGUUUGGAGGGCACGGUGGUGACCAAAACGUAGUAGUCGAAGAUGGAGGACACGGCCAAGGACACCAAGACUCUUUCGCAGUUGGUGAACACACUGACGUAGAACACCCAGUCGGCAUACCCCACUACAAACACGUUACCGUCCCCAUCCAUAAGCCUCUUCACAUCCAUGUGCCGAAACCUAUUCUCAUCGGUGUACCCCAACCGUACCCUGUCAAGGUUCCAGUGAACAAGCCAGUGGCUGUGCCAGUUGAGACUGAAGUCAGUAUUCCCUUUGAAAAGGUUGUGCCGUACCCAGUGGUCAAGCAUGUUCCUUACCCGGUAGAAAAACAUGUACCGAUUAAGGUAGAGAAAACUGUGACUGUCCAUGUCCCACAGCCAUACCCCGUCAAGAUUCCGGUUUACAAGACCAUCCACCAUUACCACAAGAGCCAUCACAAAUGGUGAUUUCAGUGGGAGGAGUGCCUAGAAAAUAAUUAUACCUAAAUGUGUGUGAAAUUGUGUGUGUUGUAAAUACUAAGCCCGUUAAGUCAUUUUCAACUGUCUUCACGUUGUAGUUGAUUUAUUUAUUAUUACGACUGUUGUUUUUGUUAUUGUUGAUUAAUAUACAAUUGUUACGAUUUA
Messenger RNA from Plutella xylostella (diamondback moth), 1448 nucleotides. RefSeq lists its product as uncharacterized. The record is from RefSeq and is a predicted model, not a curated record. Lineage: Eukaryota; Metazoa; Arthropoda; Insecta; Lepidoptera; Plutellidae.